GUUUUACUUUCAUCUUCAAAAGGAUCCUCAAAAUUAACGUCCUGGACAGUAACGUCGUCGGAAUCAUUUUUUUCGACCGUACAAAUAUUAUCCGAACUGUUUUCUUUUUCUGGAACGUCACUUGCAUCGGCAAAGAGUUUCAAAACAUCAGCUUUGCUUCGCAGUGGAGUUUUGUUCGUUUGCUUCUCGCUCGGCGAACUUUUACUGUAGUCCAACUCCCGAAAUUUUAUUCCUCCUAAUCUGCUGUUUCUAUUCAUCUCGCCGUUGUUCGAUGACAGCCCUACAAAAUUUCGUUAAUCCAUUUUCUCGGAACUUUGUUUACAACGGCCUUUGAAGAAAGUUGUACAUGCACUUUAUGGCGGAGCACAAAAUACUGACAUUGCGCGCCAACGGUGAUUGUCAGUCAACGCCGACAACAUAAGCUGAGAAUGGUCACCAGUUUCUAGGGAAUUUAUAGAUCUAGUGAUAAUCGAGCCGUUCGAUUGGUCGAACUCGACGAGCUACACGGCGUAUGUUUCCUUUUCGGUGACCGAGGCCUGCCCAAGACAUUCAAGAUGUUGAUGCCCAAACAGAAUCGUGUGGCCAUCUUCGAGCACCUCUUCAAAGAGGGUGUGAUGGUCGCCAAAAAAGACUACCACGCACCAAAACACCCAGAACUGGAGUCUAUUCCCAACCUUCAGGUCAUCAAGGCUAUGCAGUCCUUGAAAUCCAGAGGUUUUGUUAAGGAACAGUUUGCCUGGAGGCACUUUUACUGGUACUUGACCAACGAUGGUAUUGAGUACCUGAGGACCUACCUCCACCUCCCACCAGAAAUUGUGCCCGCUACUCUGAAGAGGAAACCAACCUCUGAGAGCGCCAGGCUCAAGCCACCAAGUGGCCCCAGGAGCGAAACCUCGAGACCUGCCGAGGAUCGCGCUGGAUACAGACGUGGACCUGCUGGUCCUGGAGACAAAAAGGCCGAAGUUGGAGCAGGAGCUGGCGAGCUCGAAUUCCGUGGUGGUUUUGGACGUGGAAAGGCACCUCAAUAAAUGAUUUUUACUGUGUAAAAUAGA
Nasonia vitripennis (jewel wasp) is the source of this 1052-nucleotide messenger RNA. RefSeq names its product 40S ribosomal protein S10 (gene RpS10b). Gene Ontology annotation, molecular function: structural constituent of ribosome; RNA binding. Gene Ontology annotation, cellular component: cytosolic small ribosomal subunit. NCBI's taxonomy places the organism in Eukaryota, Metazoa, Arthropoda, Insecta, Hymenoptera, Pteromalidae. The record is from RefSeq and is a predicted model, not a curated record. The transcript is spliced from 3 exons. Bases 555 to 1028 code for a protein of 157 amino acids.